Molecule: messenger RNA, 663 nt
Organism: Fonsecaea multimorphosa CBS 102226
Lineage: Eukaryota; Fungi; Ascomycota; Eurotiomycetes; Chaetothyriales; Herpotrichiellaceae
Exons: 2
Coding region: 1-663 (220 amino acids)
Biological process (GO): mitotic sister chromatid biorientation
Cellular component (GO): mitotic spindle polar microtubule; mitotic spindle pole body; mitotic spindle
Source: RefSeq, a predicted model, not a curated record
AUGUCUCAAAUGCCUCUUCGGACGAGAUCACGCUCACCCACUUCCAGGCCGACGACUCCUCUUCGUCCCGCGUCACGUUCCUCAUUUCGUGCCUCCGUCCACCAAAACAAUGGGGUGUUCACGGGGCCUGGACUGCCGCUCGACUCACUCGAGCCACAGUUCGCGGAAUUGAGUGAUUCAAUGGCUGAUCUGGAGGCAAAUUUGAUGCACUUGCAGCUCAUGCACGAGAGUCUCAGUCGGUUUGGGGAGAGUUUUGCCAGUUUUUUGUAUGGGUUGAACAUGAAUGCCUUUGUCGUUGAUUUUCCAGAGGCUCCUAUCACAGAGUCGAUUAAACGCUGGCAAAAGCGUCAGCAGGGAGGUCAGGGAAAUCUCGACGAUCAGUCGACAACAAUGCAAAACAAUACCACCACUGGUGAGGGGAGUGCAGAUGCCACUUUUAUGACUACAGCAGAUGCAAGUUUCGCAAGCUUGAAGGCAACUCCACGCCGUAAAAGCAUGGCCCCAUCUGUGACACCCGGAACUGCCUCAACUAUCAAGCAAAGCAAUCUGCCUGCCGGUCGUGGAGGUGCUGCCGCUGGGACGAGAGGAGCUAGAGGCAGUGCUGGCAGUCGUGGCUCGAGAGGAAGUGGUCUGCCACGGGGUAGAGCGAGGGGAAGCAAGUAG